UGAAAAUUCGGUCCGCUUCUUUGCUCGGGGCGAUGAUUAUGUGUAAGAUAUAAAAAUAACUAAUCAUAUGCAAAUUUCUAACCGAUAAUAUAAACUGUUUGCUUACAAGGUGCUGUAUAGAAACAGAUUCAAGUUGGUUUUCCCGCUGAAACUAUCAAGAAGUUGAACGAAAAGCCGAAGGAAUAAAGGUACCAUCCUCGGUGAAGAAACCAGUCGCACCGAUUGAACUAAAAAUGUCAUCCGGUAUGCGGUCAUCAAUCUCUAUGCGAAGUAUGGAAAGUUUGUACUCGAAUAAGAGUUCGAACUUUUCAGCGCUUCAUCGGCGGAAAGCGGCCGCUGCCAGGCAACCGGCCAUAGUGAUAGCCUCCAGUAGCGAUGUUAGACACCGGGUGAUGUCGGCACGUAUGUUGCGUUUUAAACAACUACAGAACCAGUUGGAAGUAGCGCAUCAUCAAAUCGCUGAGUUAACAAAAGAUAACCGUCUGCUGAGAGCUCUGCAGAAACGCCAAGACUCUGCCUUAUCCAAGUAUGAAAAUUCGAACGCAGAAUUACCAAAAUUGUUGCAUUCUCACGCAGAAGAAAUUCGCACCUAUCAGACAAAGUGUCGAAAUAUGCUGAAUCAGAACAAAGAACUGCUGAAUAAACUUAAGCACAAGGAUGCUCAUAUUCUUACGAUUACCGAUCAAAAUAAGCACCUUAUUCAGCUGAACAAGGAUAAGCACCUCGAAGACCGUGAAAGACUUGCCGAAAGAGUACGUGAUCUGGAAGCAAGAUUAAUCGAAAAGGAUAACGAUAAUAAAUUGUUAGUACGACGCUUACAGCUUGAAUCAAAGAACUUCAAAGGUCAACUUCAGCAAGAAGUUUUUAAACAGCGAGAAAUUGCUCAGAAAUUGGAGCGAGCACAGCACGAAAUUCAACGGUUGAGCUCAGUGAUUGAGAUUUAUGAGAAAAGAACACCCUCAACGCUUCUGAAGAACAGCUAUUUGAUGAAACCUCCCAAGCCCACGUCAGGACAAUUGAUUCGACUGUCCAAUGGAUCACCAGUAAAACCCGCUUUUCCGAACCUAGCUGAGCCUGCUCCUGUAACAAACAUGGAAAUCGCCCCGAAAAAGCUACAGGAUGAAGGAGACGGUGACCACAAGUCUCUCAAUACAAGCCCCAAAAUGCUUAAGCCAUUGGGGCCUAUCGAAGAUCCAACACCGGCGGUGACUCCUGCUAAAACAAGCAAAUCCAAGAAAAGACAUGCGAUUGCAAAGGUUCGUGAAGUUCAGGAAAAUGAGAAUGAGGAAAACAUUCAAAAAGAUGCAGAACAUACCUUCGAUGAAUCCUUCUGUAAGGAAUUCAAUCAGUACGCUCUUCAGCAAGAGGCGGAAUUUGAUGAGGCCAUUGAAAAUGAGCUUUCCAAACUGAAGAAUGAAAUCGACAUAAACAGUUCCACUGACAAUCUGUUGCGAAGAAGGAAACAACAUUUUGUCACCACAGAAGUUUCCUACGACGACGAUUACGAACCCGAUUCAUCUCCCGAUAAAAAUCGAGGUAAAAUUGCAGAUAUCUUCGAGCACAAGACCCAUAUUAGCGAAUUAGAAGAACAAAUUCGCAAUAUGGGUGGUCCUCUCCUGAACGGUGGAUUAACAAAGGAUAAAAAAUACCAGGCUGGAAAAAAGAGCUCAUCGUCUGGUGAAACCGAUUUGGAGUCCAACACAAGCACGAGUGUGAGUAGAGACUCAUCAACAAAGGAGUUUGAAUCUAUGAAACGAGAAAUCAGAGAGAGUAUUAUGAAGAAAGAGUGCUUACUGGAUACAUUUUGUGACGAGAUCAAUGGACAGGAUACGCCAAUCAAAAUGCAUAACGGUCGUUCCAAGGAUUUACAUAGAAGAUCACAUAUUGACCCGAAGAAGAAGAAGAAUCUUCUAGAAGCACUGAAAGCAAUUGAUGGCGAUAGCUUUGAUAAAUGAUUUGUGGUUCUUGGUUUUUGAUCGUCUUGGCCUCAAUAGUGCUGCUAGUCUUAUAAUAUCUUUAAUAAUGUAAUAAGCUUUUUGGAUUGAUAGAUGCAGUGAUGUGUAUAUAUUUUGUAUAAUUGUAAACACUCAGAAUAAAACUAUAUUU
Messenger RNA from Ochlerotatus camptorhynchus, 2106 nucleotides. RefSeq names its product lebercilin-like protein. Bases 234 to 1955 code for a protein of 573 amino acids. Gene Ontology annotation, biological process: intraciliary transport. Lineage: Eukaryota; Metazoa; Arthropoda; Insecta; Diptera; Culicidae. The transcript has 6 exons. Gene Ontology annotation, cellular component: axoneme. The record is from RefSeq and is a predicted model, not a curated record.